This is a messenger RNA of Mucor velutinosus, 1188 nucleotides long. RefSeq lists its product as uncharacterized. Gene Ontology annotation, cellular component: cytoplasm. The transcript has 5 exons. The coding region runs from base 1 to 1188 and encodes 395 amino acids. Gene Ontology annotation, molecular function: ATP binding; protein serine/threonine kinase activity. Lineage: Eukaryota; Fungi; Mucoromycota; Mucoromycetes; Mucorales; Mucoraceae. Gene Ontology annotation, biological process: signal transduction; protein phosphorylation. The record is from RefSeq and is a predicted model, not a curated record.
AUGGCACACGGACCUAUGAGUGGUAUGAAAAUCACCGGUGGUGACAAUGACCCAACCAAAGUACAUGAAGAGCAGGCAAAGGACGGUCUAACAGGCCAGGAUAUUACAUUUAGAUACACAACGUACAAGGUGGCAGGUAAUGGCUCUUUUGGCGUUGUUUAUCAAGCCAAAGUGGUAGAAACAGGCGAGAGUGUUGCCAUCAAGAAGGUCUUUCAAGAUAGACGAUUCAAGAAUCGGGAGUUGCAAAUCAUGCGUUGUGUAUGGCAUCCAAACGUUGUUGCGUUAAAGGCAUUCUUUUACAGCCAUGAUCAGGUGAAAAAGGAUGAUCUCUACCUAAACUUGGUAUUGGAAUACAUUCCAGAAACCUUAUAUCGCACUUCACGUAACUAUGCAAAAGCUAGACAACCCGUGCCCAUGCUCUAUGUUAAACUCUACACGUAUCAGCUCAUGCGUGCUCUUGCCUUUAUCCACUCGCUUGGUAUCUGUCAUCGUGAUAUCAAACCUCAGAAUCUACUCAUUGAUCCAAACACUGGCGUGCUUAAAUUAUGUGAUUUCGGAAGUGCAAAGGCACUUCAUGCUGGCGAGCCCAACGUCUCCUAUAUCUGUUCUCGUUAUUAUAGAGCACCCGAACUUAUAUUUGGAGCAACAAAUUACACAUGUAGCAUCGAUGUCUGGUCUGCAGGUUGUGUCAUGGCAGAGUUAAUGCUGUGUCAACCCUUAUUUCCUGGAGAGAGUGCAAUUGACCAGCUGGUUGAAAUCAUCAAAGUGUUGGGCACACCUACUAAAGAGCAGCUACUAGCCAUGAAUCCCUCUUACACUGAACAUCGAUUCCCUCAAAUCAAGCCACAUCCAUUCUCCAAAGUCUUCCGUUCUCGCACACCCGAGGAUGCCAUUGCUUUCAUUACCAAAACUCUACAAUAUGAACCUCUUCGCCGCUUAACCGCUUUCCAAUCAUUGGCCGACCCCUUCUUCGAUGAGCUUCGUAAUCCAAAUGUCAGCAUGAUCAAUGGAAAGCCAAUGCCACCUUUAUUUAAUUUCACACGUCAUGAACUAUCGAUACAGCCAGAUUUGAUCUCCAAGCUUGUGCCUCCUCAUUAUGAAGCUGCAUUGGCAGCAAACGGAGUUGAUGUGCACAACUUUGUUCCCAUGACAAGCGAGGAAAUGAAAAGCGACAAUGAGUCUCGUUAA